Messenger RNA from Capronia coronata CBS 617.96, 807 nucleotides. RefSeq lists its product as uncharacterized. Bases 1 to 807 code for a protein of 268 amino acids. The transcript has a single exon. The record is from RefSeq and is a predicted model, not a curated record. NCBI's taxonomy places the organism in Eukaryota, Fungi, Ascomycota, Eurotiomycetes, Chaetothyriales, Herpotrichiellaceae.
AUGGGCCAAACAGCAUCCCAACCGGUGCCUGAUAAGACCUUGAAAGUCAUAGGAGCCGGUCUGUCGAGAACCGGAACAACUUCCUUCGGCGCCGCUUGCUCGUACCUGUUGGACGGCCCGUGCUACCAUGGAGGGACACAAAUGCUCAAUUCUCCGGAAUCACACAUCAAACGCUGGAUCGAAAUCAUUAGACAUACUCCAGUGAAGGGCGAGGCGGACCGUGUGGCACUCCACGACGGAGUCAAGGAGUUGCUUGAUGGAUAUGUCGCCUGUACCGACCUGCCAGCCAACGCCUUCGUCGAAGAAUUGAUGGAGAUCUACCCCGAUGCCAAAGUCAUCUGCACAGUUCGCGAUCCCGAAAAAUGGUGGAACAGCAUGGCUCCGAUUGUCGAGAAGGGAAACCUUACUCUUUUGUCUUGGAUUCUGGCGCCUCUCCCGACUCUGCGCAUGUUUAGGACGUACCACGAUGCCAUUGACGAUGGCCGUGUUGGCGAACUGUACUUCCGCCCUGGGGAGCCUAAGAGACCGACCAGGCUGAUGUGGGAACGACACAUCGAGCACCUCAAGAAGGUCGUGCCCAAGGAGAAGCUGUUCUUCUACGAUGUCCGUGACGGAUGGGAGCCGUUAUGCGCCAUCCUCGGUGUUCCUGUUCCCAAGGAUGUCCCGUUCCCCAGACUGAACGAUGCGCAAGCCAUGGAGACUUUCAUGAAAACUAGUGCUCGACGGGGCCUGAUGGCAUGGGCCAGCAUAUUCUUGACGGUGGCUGGUGUUGGGUUCUAUGGUGCCAAAUAUGCCAGGUUGAUAUGA